Ictidomys tridecemlineatus (thirteen-lined ground squirrel) is the source of this 1230-nucleotide messenger RNA. NCBI's taxonomy places the organism in Eukaryota, Metazoa, Chordata, Mammalia, Rodentia, Sciuridae. The record is from RefSeq and is a predicted model, not a curated record.
AUGCCCAUUGAUGGAAGAAUAGCGCUUGAGCCACAUCCCCAGCCCAACACAGUGAUAUAUUUUAUCCCUAUCCUUGGAAGUACUCAUGGUAUCUUUCGAAAUCAAAAACCUGUGAACCCUGAAGCAAAUACGAAUAUUAGCCAAAUCAUUUUCUACUGGGGCUAUCCCAAUGAAGAAUAUAAUGUUGUAACCGAAGAUGGUUAUAUCCUUGGCCUGUAUAGAAUUCCUUAUGGGAAGACAAACAAUAAUAAUGCUUCAGCUCGGAGACUCGUUGUAUAUUUGCAACAUGGUUUACUUACAUCUGCUAGCAGCUGGAUUUCAAAUCUUCCCAACAGCCUGGGUUUCAUUCUGGCAGAAGCUGGCUAUGAUGUGUGGAUGGGGAACAGCAGAGGAAGUACCUGGUCUAGGAAGCAUCUAUACUUAAAAACAAAAUCCGAAGAGUUCUGGGCUUUCAGUUUUGAUGAGAUGGCUAAAUAUAAUUUUCCAGCUUCCAUUGAUUUCAUUGUGAAACAAACUGGACAACAGGAAAUAUUUUAUGUAAGCCAUUAGCAGGACACUACUAUUGCUUUCAUAACAUUUUCUACAAUACCAAAGAUAGCUGAAAGGAUAAAAAUAUUUUUUGCCUUAGCACCAGUUUUUUCAAUUAAACACACAAAAUGCCCUCUAAUUAAAAUGGCACACAAAUUAAAGUCAAUAAUCAAGACUUUAUCUGGCCAUGAAGACUUCUUACCUAAAACCUCAUUUAAUGAAUUUGUUGGUACUAAGUUAUGUCCGUUACCAGUUUUUAAUAAGAUUUGUUUCAGGACCUGGUAUAUGAUAUUUGGAAAUGAUACAAACAAUAUAAAUAUGGUGAGAACAAACUCUGCCACCAUAAUGAACAAAUGUAUAUGUCUUCUUAUUUUUGUUUUUCUUUUUUUGCUUCUGCAUUCUAACCACUUGAAAGCUUAUGACUGGGGCAGUCCUGUUCUGAACUUUCUUCAUUUUAAUCAAACAACUUCUCCAUUGUACAAUGUGACAAAUAUGAAUGUGACAACAACAACUUGGAGUAGUAGAAAUGACUUAUUGGCUGACCUGGAAGAUGUUCACAUUUUUUUCUGAAAUCACAAACCUAUUAAUCAUAAAACUAUUUCUUACUAUAAUCAUAUAGACUUUUUAUAUGGAUUAGAUGCUUAUCAUCAAGUUUACCAUGAAAUCUUUGAUAUUAUCCAAAAAAUCUAUAAAGAACCAUGA